Halteromyces radiatus is the source of this 529-nucleotide messenger RNA. RefSeq lists its product as uncharacterized. Gene Ontology annotation, biological process: snoRNA localization; box C/D snoRNP assembly; maturation of LSU-rRNA from tricistronic rRNA transcript (SSU-rRNA, 5.8S rRNA, LSU-rRNA). The record is from RefSeq and is a predicted model, not a curated record. NCBI's taxonomy places the organism in Eukaryota, Fungi, Mucoromycota, Mucoromycetes, Mucorales, Cunninghamellaceae. Bases 18 to 440 code for a protein of 140 amino acids. The transcript has 4 exons. Gene Ontology annotation, molecular function: protein binding. Gene Ontology annotation, cellular component: nucleus; pre-snoRNP complex.
CAAAAAAUAUAUAUAAAAUGGACAAAUGUGGUAUCUGUCAGGUUUUACCUUCCAAAUAUAAAUGUUCGACAUGUAGACUACCUUAUUGCUCUUUGCCAUGUUAUAAAAGUCAUAAAGAGAUUCCUUGUCAGCCUGUACAACCUACUCCACAACCAGAGCCUGAAUUUGAAAGCAAUGCAAUAGGAAUGAACAAUCAAGUUGAAGAUGAGGACGAGGAUGAAUCAACACGACUCACAGACGAACAAUUGCAACAAUUGGGUCAUUCUGAUCAAGUUCGAUCCUUCUUAAAGUACCCUCAGAUACGACAACUCAUUACCAAAAUAGACACAUCCAGUCGACCUGACAAACUACUGGAAAUGAUCCGGAACGAAGACUCAGUAUUUGAGGAAUUUGUACAGUCUCUUUUACAUACUACCGGUACCCAUCCUGACUCUCUUUGAACUCCAUUGUAUUAUUUUCAUUCCAUAUAAUUAUGUACAUCAUGCAUCCCUUUUGUUUUAAUAAAGAUCAUUUAUUUUAUACAUUGAAA